Melanaphis sacchari is the source of this 1043-nucleotide messenger RNA. RefSeq names its product tetratricopeptide repeat protein 12-like. Gene Ontology annotation, molecular function: protein binding. Bases 224 to 895 code for a protein of 223 amino acids. The record is from RefSeq and is a predicted model, not a curated record. NCBI's taxonomy places the organism in Eukaryota, Metazoa, Arthropoda, Insecta, Hemiptera, Aphididae. The transcript has 5 exons.
GUAUACGCAGUGGCUUAUAAUAUUAUCAUCGAAUAACGCUGUGCGCUGUUUUUCACUCGUCAUUUGGCACUCGGCCAUUUAUAGACAAAUCGCGUGUUCGCCAACGCAGCUGCAACUGCAGCGAGCACAGUGUCGUUGUACAUUGUAACAUAGUUGUGUGUGUAUAUAUAUAUAUAUAGAUACUGAACUACCCGAAUACGCUUUGAAGUCUCACGAUCCGACAAUGGACGACGAAGAGUUUGAAGAAUCCAUGCGCAAAGUAAAUCUCAUAGGUGGAAUUAUUAAGGAUUUGAGUUCGAAGGAUGAAGUCAAAUCCAAAGUAGGUAUGCUCCGGGCUGAAGAGCUAUUGGGUAACGAUGAAAAGGUAUGGGAUGAGAGCUCACUGAAAACUGUGCUCAAUGGUACGAAGAUAAACCAUAAGGCUUUCGAAGACUUAGGAAAACCCGCAGAUGAAAUACCCGCAGAUGCCGCUGGAUUUAUGGCACACGUGGAGAGAGAUGCAAAACAGAGGUCCGAAGCUAAGAAAAAGGAAAUAAAACGUUCAGACUAUUUGAAGACGAUGGGAAAUUGUGAGUACCGUAAGGGGAACUAUGAAAAAGCUCUCAUCUACUACAAUCAAGCUAUCGAUGUGCGCAAAGACAGCUGCGUGCUAUUUACCAACCGGGCGCUGGCAAAGAUCAAUUUGGGUCUGAUGGACGAAGUUAUCGAAGAUUGUGAUCGAGCGUUGCGUCUCAAUAAACGAUCGCUGAACGCUGUCCUUUACAAAGCUGAAGCAUUAUGGGGGUUAGGCGAUAUCCAAGCUGCUGAGGAAUUACUAGAGACUGCUCUCAAAACUCAUCCUGAUCAGACGAAACGCAUACAAGAUUAUCAAAAAAAAUUAAGCUGCAGUUGUUAAUACUUAUGCUAUGAAUCUCGUCAGUUCUUUGCCACCUUAUUCAUGCACAUCAUUAUACACAAAAUAUGCAGUGAACCACGUAUUAUACACUUUUGAUGUUUUUGUGAGUCUUAACGUUUUUUCAAAAACUCUGUUACACAUAAUACAA